Molecule: messenger RNA, 588 nt
Organism: Insectozyma verbasci
Lineage: Eukaryota; Fungi; Ascomycota; Pichiomycetes; Serinales; Debaryomycetaceae
Source: the annotation of a GenBank genome assembly
AUGCAUUUAGACAAUUUUAAUCUUGGUUUAUACAUAGCUACAUAUAUUUUUGAUUCAAUUAGUUUAGGGUUCUUAACUAGAUCUGUCAGUUCUUUACUUCAGCAUAUGAUCAAAGAACAGAAUCCAGAAUUAAUUCAAUAUGAUACUAAUUCGUUAGAGAAAGGUAAACCAAAAGAGAAGUUAAAUUUUUGGCCCUUCAGAAUUUUAACAGUUGUUCUAUUAGCUGCGGUGAUUAUUAACAUCGUUGGUACUUCUGAACUAUCAGAAGGUGAUACUAGUUCAAUGCCAUUAAUUAAAGCUUCUUCUAUAUUAUUUUUAAUUGGUGUUGUAAUGAUUAUUGCAUUAUUAGUACUUGUUCAUUUACAAAGUGCUCAAUUUUCAAUGAUUGCAAAAGUAUUAAUUGCAGCUAGUGUUAUACUAAUUAUCAGGUGUAUUUAUUCAUUGCUUUCUGCUUUUCAUGGUAUAAGUUUCAGUCAACCAAGUAAAUAUAUGAUUUAUUUUGGUCAAUAUAAAUAUUAUACAUUUUUAGGAUUUUUACCAGAAUCAUUAGCUGGUAUUUUAAUAUUAAUAGCAUUUUGGUAUUGGUAA